AUGACUUUCCCAAGAAACAAACACCAUGUGCUCACAUUUUUGUCUUGCCCAACCCUCUCUCUACAGUAUUCAUUUUCUCUACAGAACAAGCCAGAGCUCUCUUACCAUCAAAGCAAAUGAGACCCUCAUCUUCUUAAAGGUUUCAGAAUCUGAAAUCUACACACACGGUUUCUCCUGAAAAGCUUCUCUAUCUGAGAUGGUUUUCAGGAGAGUGGCUGUUAUGUUCUUGGGUUGUCUUGGAAUAACCUAUCAGACUUCAAAAUCAAAACCUGCUCUUGCACCUGCAGACACUACUAAAUCAUCAUCUUCAUCAUCAUCUUCUUCAUCUUCUUCUUCAUCAUCAUCAUCAGAUGAUCCACCGAGGGUCAGACUCAGUGAUGGGAGGUACUUGGCUUACAGAGAGAGAGGAGUUCCCAAGAACAAAUCUAACUACAAAGUCAUUGUUGUUCAUGGAUUUGGUAGCUCCAAAGAAAUGAAUUUCAUGGCAUCCCAAGAGCUAAUGAACGAGUUGGGGGUAUACCUUCUGUUAUUUGAUCGAGCUGGGUAUGAAGAAAGUGAUCCAAAUCCAAAGCGCUCAGUCAAAAGCGAAGCAUUCGACAUUCAAGAACUUGCUGAUCAGCUACAAUUAGGACCCAAGUUCUAUGUAAUUGGAGUCUCACUUGGAUCUUACCCGACCUGGAGCUGCCUCAAACGUAUACCACACAGGCUAGCAGGGGUGGCUCUGGUAGUUCCGAUGAUCAAUUACAACUGGCCUUCUCUUCCUGAGGAUCUGAUAAAGGAUGACUACAGGAAGAAUCUAUCGCGGGGAACACUUUGGGUUUCACGCCAUAUGCCUAGACUACUACACUGGUGGUUGACUCAAAAAGUUUUCCCUUCUUCUUCUGUCCUCGAUAGAAAUCCUGCAUUUUUCAGCAAUAAAGACAUGGAGGUCUUGAAGGUUACCCCAGGGUAUCAAUUGCUAAACCAGGAUAAGUUGAAGCAGCGAGGUGUUUUCAACUCCCUCCGGCGUGACUUCAUCGUGGCAUUUAGCAAGUGGGACUUUGAUCCAUUGGAAUUAAAAAACCCAUACCCGAAAAACGAAAGCAAUGUUCACAUCUGGCAAGGCUAUGAAGACAGGGUUGUGCCUUACCAAUUACAAAGAUUUGUUUCAAGAAAGCUUCCAUGGGUUCGGUACCAUGAAGUCCCCGAUGGUGGACACUUGCUUGUGUACGACAGUGCUGUAUGUGAAGGCAUUUUAAGGUCUCUUUUGCUUGGAGAAGAUCCUCCAUUUUAUAGACCUAAAAUAGUCAGUUAAUUUUUCAUAUCUUUUGUCAUCAGAUUGAUGACCUUGUUUGUAAAUUCAUAUCUAUUACAGAAUUGACAGAACAUGUGUUACAUUGAAUUUUCAAGAAAGUUUCAAAGUAUUUUUUUUUUUA
Messenger RNA from Camellia sinensis, 1415 nucleotides. RefSeq lists its product as uncharacterized. NCBI's taxonomy places the organism in Eukaryota, Viridiplantae, Streptophyta, Magnoliopsida, Ericales, Theaceae. The record is from RefSeq and is a predicted model, not a curated record.